Paramisgurnus dabryanus is the source of this 1631-nucleotide messenger RNA. It is a transcript of the gene cdca7a, whose product is annotated as cell division cycle associated 7a. NCBI's taxonomy places the organism in Eukaryota, Metazoa, Chordata, Actinopteri, Cypriniformes, Cobitidae. Gene Ontology annotation, cellular component: nucleus. Gene Ontology annotation, biological process: regulation of DNA-templated transcription. The record is from RefSeq and is a predicted model, not a curated record.
AACCCACGCCCCUUUUAAGAAUUACCCGCGAACUUCCAGACUAAACUCGCGCGCUGCAGGACAGAGAGGUGCAUUCGCAUACAGGGGAGCAGGCGCUCACAAACAUCACACGUUUACGCAAUUUUCUUUUUUAUCGUCAGAUUACACGACAAUGCGAUCAAAGAGGCAGCAGGGGUCUCCCCCCUCCACCAGAAUGAAUCUGCGCAGUUACAGGAACACAGCUGCUGUUCCCAUGGAAACCUCUUCUUCAGAUGACAGCUGUGACAGUUUUGGAUCUGAUGGGUUUGGGAACUCGAAGAGACCACUGAGGCAAACUAGGACCUCUCCUCCAAGUAAAAAAGUGUUUGACCUUCCUGUGGAGGAGGAAGAUACCUGCAGCGGGUUUGAGGACGACCUGAAUGAUGACAUGACUGACAUGAACAUGGAUUCUGACACCGAAUGCUGCUCGCCUCCCAGAAAAACUCGCCGAUCAUUCACACUUAAAGUAGCUAUGAAGUUUCCACCGAAACGAGCCAGUCCAUCAAAACCUGCAGCGUCUGAACCCAAACCUGAGCCUAAACCCCAACCUAAGACCAAAGAACCCAAGUCUGAAUCUGAGGGUGAUAACUUCAUGUUGAAGAGAGCUCUAAAUAUUAAAGAAAACAAAGCUAUGCUGGCUAAGCUAAUGGCUGAACUGGACAAAGUUCCUGGGCUCUUUCCUAAAAGGUCGUCUUUAUCUCCGGGCAGCACGCCUCGUGCACCACGGCGCUCUGCUCAGCCUGGGUCAGCUCGCCGGAGAAAUCCAGAGCGGACGUCUCGUCCUCACACGCGUUCACGUUCACUUGUCGAUGGGCCGCCUUCUCCCCCUCCAGAGGAUGAUGAUGAAGAUGACAAGUUCAGUCUUGUCCGAAGGCAAAAAAAUUACGAUGAUGAAGAGGAGAGGGAACCACGUCGACGCAGUUAUAACAGCACUCUGACUAUUCCUCAUGUCGUGAGGCCUGUGGAGGAAAUCACUCAGGCUGAACUGGACAACAUCUGCGUCAACGUCAGGGAGAAGAUUUACAACCGUGCCACUGGCUCCACGUGCCAUCAGUGUCGUCAAAAAACCACAGACACCAAGACCAACUGCCGUAAUCCAGAAUGUGUGGGUGUUCGAGGGCAGUUCUGCGGGCCAUGUCUCAAGAACCGCUACGGAGAAGAGGUCCAGGAUGCCCUCCUGAACCCGGAGUGGCUCUGCCCCCCAUGCAGGGGUAUCUGUAACUGCAGUUUCUGCCGGGCCAGAGAGGGGCGCUGUGCUACAGGUGUGCUUGUGUAUCUGGCUAAGUACCAUGGCUAUGACAACGUCCACGCUUACCUGAAGAGUUUGAAGAAAGAGCUGGAAGAAGCUGAAUGAAAGUGUGAAAACUGUUGGCGUUUCAGAGUCCCUUACACCAUUUCUGCAUGAUUCAUAGAGCUUCCCUAAACCUGCUGCACAUUUUGUAAUUUGAGUAGACGGUUGUCUACAUGAAAGGCUUUUUAAACUUGCAUUGUUUUAAAUGUAUACGGUGAAUUGUUUUUGAAAGGGAGAGGUUUUUUAUCUUUGUACUGUAUUGAUGAUUUGUUUUUAAUUGUUGGCUGCAAUACUUUGAGCAUUAUUUGAAUCAAUUGAUUCU